Molecule: messenger RNA, 700 nt
Organism: Vicugna pacos (alpaca)
Lineage: Eukaryota; Metazoa; Chordata; Mammalia; Artiodactyla; Camelidae
Gene: C4H9orf85
Product: chromosome 4 C9orf85 homolog
Source: RefSeq, a predicted model, not a curated record
GGGGUCGAGACUGGGCCCUGUAAAGGAGCCUUGCUGGAGAUUUGGGGGCCAGAGAGUAUUCUUUGACCUCUGCGAGGAGUCACGUGGGCUUCCGGGGGCGGGGGCAGAAAGGCUGGAAAAGUUCCUUCCGGGUCAGUGAUAGAAGAGUGAACUCCAUGGAGUAGUUCCUGGUAUCUAUCUUUCCUGCAUCUUCCUUGUCCCAGCGCGAGGUGAUUGUGGUUUACUCGAUGAGCUCCCAGAAGGGGAACGUGGCUCGUUCCAGACCUCAGAAGCACCAGAAUGCGUUUAGCUUCAAAAACGACAAGUUUGAUAAGAGUGUUCAGACCAAGAAAAUUAAUGCAAAACUUCAUGAUGGAGUAUGUCAGCGCUGUAAAGAAAUUCUUGAAUGGCGUGUAAAAUACGGCAAAUACAAACCAUUGUCAAAGCCUAAGAAGUGUGUUAAAUGUUUACAAAAGACAGUAAAGGAUUCUUAUCACAUAAUGUGUAGACCAUGUGCCUGUGAACUCGAAGUUUGUGCCAAAUGUGGAAAGAAAGAAGACAUUGUUAUUCCGUUUAAUAAAGAACCAGAAGAUAUAGAAAAUCAUCUAUGUUCCAACCACAGGAAAAGCUGCAGAAGAAAUGAAGAAAGUGACGAUUUAGAUUUUGAAAUUGACUUCAGUGACACAGAAAAUGACAAUCAAAUGGAUUAAACAUAUAAAUU